AUGUCAGACGGCAACAUCGACGUAGAGCCUAUGGGAUCACACCAAGCUUCCAUGAAUCAACACGGAUCACUUCAACACCAACAGUCGACACAACACCGGCCGGUGUAUCAUCACACCGCUGUCAAUCCGGUCGUUGGAUCUGGUCACCAUCACCUCACACAAGAUCCCCAUGCUGCUACUCCACGAUCCAUGGCCUGCAAUCUCGAUGUUCUCUCUGACGCUGCUCUGGCAACCGAGGUCAAUACCGGACCGCCGAUGCUUGAUGAUAUGUCGCAGCAGGAUACUGUUCAUCAUAAUGGAGUCAAAAUUUUCGAUGAAUCCGUGAGAAGUUGUCCCGACCGUCCUCGUCACGAACAAUCAGAGUCUAUGUUGUCGUCAGAUUUUGCACCUCAGUCCGCGCAACCGGGGUACGACGACUACAACCUAUUCUUGGACGAGUUUGCCGGCUCUGCAUGUAUUUUGCCUCCACAUUUUAAGUCCGAACAACAAUUCACCCCCGAUAUUCGAGAGCUGAUUGAUACAGGGCAGCGGUCACGCGAAGACUCGAUAAGAGAAAAUCUACUUCGAAUUUCGGCCGCAGACUAUAACAUCAUGAAGGGUCAUCUUGAUGAGUUUUCAGCAGUUUUGCCGAGCGAUUUCAUCUUUCCGUCUCGUCACACAUUAUCGCGGUUUCUCGAGGGCUAUAUCGGCGGAUUUCAUGACCACAUACCAUUUCUGCAUUUGCCUACCCUGGUUCCUGUCGACGUGGCUCCGGAGUUGCUCCUGGCAAUACUGGCAGUUGGUGCUCAAUAUAGAUUUGAGAGCAACAGAGGCUAUGCCUUGUGGUAUGCGGCGAGAACUGUUGCCCUGGAACAAAUUAAGAGACGACACAGUUCCGAAGUAGACGCCUUGCUACCAACAGCCGCGUCGUACAGCCCGCAUUCAACAAGACCGUCCCCUAGCACAAGCUACAGGCACUCUUUUGCAUCGGCGGUCUCUGAACGAUCCGUAACUCAUGAUACCCAUCGCGAAGCAUGCUCUCCUAAUACCCCAGGAGCCAGACUCGAAACGAUCCAAGCAGUCCUCCUUCUGUUUGCCGUAGGCCUGUGGGGCGCCAAAACAAUUCUUCAAGAGGCCUUGUCAUUGCAGAGCAAUCUGGCCAUUCUGAUCCGCGAGGAAAGUCUGAACGGAGAGACCAGCCCGUCGUCUCUCAAUGAAUGGGAGGCAUGGAUACGGUUGGAAGGCGCUAAUCGAACAAAACUAAUUGCCUUUUGUUUCUUUAAUCUCUGUAGCACAGCAUACGAUAUGCCGCCACUUCUUCUUACUGCAGAGCUCAAUUUGUACAUGCCGGCGCGAUCAAGACUUUGGAGAGCCGACUCUGCCUGGCAAUGGCAAGAACUGCGGCAGACCACACCUGGGGCCGACAUGACCGUGCACGGAGCCUUCUCACGACUAUUCAACCGCACUACCCAGGGCUUCCCAAAUAAUCUUUCCUCACUUGGCCAUUAUAUAUUGAUCCAUGCUUUGAUUCAACAUGUAUAUCUUUUGAAGCAUACAUCUUUUGCAGCUGCUUCGCCAUACGGCGUGCAACGAACAUUGAAACCGGAGGACGUCGAGGAGGUUUCGCAGGCACUGCGAGUGUGGCAGACUAGCUUUGAACAUCGGCACCAACUUCGAGCUGCAGAGUCCGGGUAUUCGAUGGGCACUGACUCGAGCCCCGGGGGAUCGCUUGCGUUCAACGCCGCUGCUCUUCUGCGGCUAGCGUAUAUUCGCUUAUACACGGACAUAUCUCCAAGCCGUGCCCUUGAGACCAGAGACUCGACGAUGAUCGCAUCGGCACUGAACAGCACGCCCUUGUUGCAUCGCAGCUUCAGACUACACCGCGCGGUGUUUCAGGCUGUGCUCGUAUUGUCUAUGCUUGUCAAGGCCGGGGUGAAUUACGUUGCACGGGCAAAGUCCGCCGAGUGGAGCAUAGAGCAUUCACUGUGCAACUUUGAGUGCGCGCUGUUGCUAGCUAAAUGGCUAGGCACUCUGUCAGCCAUGACAGCGUCAGACCCAGCGACACCACCGGAGGAAAGGGAUCUUUUACAAAACAUUCGACGUAUGCUGGAUGAGACUGAAUUUGCAGUUCCCGUCGACCCCUCACUUGCUGGGCCAAGCUCGAUUUCUGUGCCGAUGGAAUUGGUGACCAGCGAGGGUGCAAAACUGAGGCAACUUGCAAGUGCUGUCGUCCGAUUGUGGGCAGAAACUUUUAAAGGUGUGCAUAUAUUUGACAUGGUUAAAGCAAUGGGCGCAAGCCUAGAUGCUUAUGCCGAUCUUGUGGACAAACGGCGGGAACAUAGCCCAAGUAUGGCUAGGAUGGCACCUGAAGCCGGCAUAACCUGA
Metarhizium album ARSEF 1941 is the source of this 2364-nucleotide messenger RNA. RefSeq lists its product as uncharacterized. The coding region runs from base 1 to 2364 and encodes 787 amino acids. Gene Ontology annotation, biological process: DNA-templated transcription; regulation of transcription by RNA polymerase II. Gene Ontology annotation, cellular component: chromatin. Gene Ontology annotation, molecular function: RNA polymerase II cis-regulatory region sequence-specific DNA binding; DNA-binding transcription factor activity, RNA polymerase II-specific; zinc ion binding. Lineage: Eukaryota; Fungi; Ascomycota; Sordariomycetes; Hypocreales; Clavicipitaceae. The transcript has 4 exons. The record is from RefSeq and is a predicted model, not a curated record.